AUGUUUUUUAUUUGCACUAUAUCAAGCAAGCCAAUUUCAUCGUCUUCGGAUGAAGAUAACAAUGAGAUACAACAAGACCAAAAUCGUCGUAGUUUCGACGAAAUAUUACGAUCUAAUCAUCGAACUAACGCAGUAAAUGAUGACGACGAAAAAAGUGAAUCUCAACCUGUAGAAGUAGAAUCUGAAAGCGACGAUGAUGAUGAUGAUGAUGACAAACCCAUGGAAGAUGUUCGAAGGAAGAGUGAAAUUACUAGUGACGAUGACAAUAGUGAUGAUUUAAUUGACACUAUUGAAGAAAAUAAAAUUGAACAAUCUCUUCGAAGUAUUCAAGCAUCCGAUGAUUCAAAUGACGAUGAUGAUGAAUAA
Molecule: messenger RNA, 366 nt
Organism: Rotaria socialis
Lineage: Eukaryota; Metazoa; Rotifera; Eurotatoria; Philodinida; Philodinidae
Source: the annotation of a GenBank genome assembly